ACAAUGACGUCAUCAUAUGAUAUCGUAAAAGUGCAGUGGACAACGUGCGAAAACUGUGACAAUUAACCGUGCAAGGCGUGAUUCUCUACAAAAUAUUUCAAGUUUCCAAACAACAUGGCCAAAAGUUUACGUAGCAAGAGUAGACGUAAGCUGAAGGCAGUCAAACGAAAGAGGAAUGCCCCCAAGGAGCUGAUCAGACUGAAAAAGUGCUUAAAGUUAGAAGGAUAUGAUAAGGAGGAUCCUUCUAAAAGGAGAUAUAAAUUUGAUGACAUAAAAGAGUUGAUCACCAAACCUGAUGUGAACCAAGCUACAGGGAAAGACUAUGAUGUCCGUUACUUACCUGGCGCUGAUGUGAGGAUGGUCACAGAGGUGAAGAAGAAAAGAAGAAGAAGGAGAGGAGAAGAAAGUGAUGAUGAUGAAGAGGAAGAAAAGAUGGCUGAUGCUACUGCAGAAGAAGAUACUACUGAAGGCAUGGCUGUUGACGCCAAAUGGAAUCUGACAAAGCUUCAGAAUGAGCAUGGUAACUACCCUGUAUGGAUGAAUAGUAGAAAUAUCAAGAAGAUGCAAAAUAAGAACUCUAAAGGGAAGAUCUUGAAGAAAGGCACAAAGAAGCAAGCAUGGUAGCCAGGCAGCCAUCCUGCUCAUCUCAGACUUGUAUUUUUAAAAGACUUUGAAAGCCCAACAAGGAUCAUGGAAGAAGAACCGUGUUUGGACUGAGGCUUGACCUACAAUACAACAACCCUCAGGAGAGAGAGGGAUAGCAUACUGGUCUCUGAUUUGAAGCUGCAAUGAAUCCAUGUCAAGUUCUGAGAAGCGUGUGGAUAAGAUUUCCACUCUUUGAUAGCUGGAUUCUAUUGAUUUUCCCAAAGUGUACUUUGAUCAUCAGAGGAGUUUGAAGAGUAUUCGGUACUCAACUACUCACAACUCUUAAGGCAGCAACAAAGCGUGUCUUGUACGCUCUCAACAUUCUUAAUGAUCCAAUUUCAACUAAUUAUGGGGAAAGUAAGAUCAUCUUGCUUGUAUAUCAAGAUGUGAAUGAUCUUAUAUUGUCAGGAGAGAAUGGAUAAAAUCUACCUCCUUAAAAUUUCCUUGCAUUCUAUGGGUCAAAUGGUUUGAGGAAUAUGAAGAUAAUAAAGGACACAAUUCAAAUUUAUUCAAAUUUGGGUUCCCUGCCCAACUGUUUCAAUGCUGACACGUACAUCAUACAUGUACAUCAUCUAGUCUACUCACAAGUCACGUCUCUCAACUUGUAUUAUCUCUUCACAGAAGGAGUAUUUGAAUCUCAUUAUCAUGGAUAUUGUUGCCCUUACCGUACAUGUACAGAGCAAACUAUAUUUUGGUGAUUGGUUCACUUUCAAAGCAGAUACAUUAUAGAUGGUCCACCUUAUGAUGAAAGAUAAUUAGUAAUCUGCUUUUAAACAAGGCAUGUCAAACGAUGUCAUGAAUGUUUCUUGUCUUUUUACAGUUAAGUCCAUUUCCACAACUUCAAAAGAUUUAUUGAUGAGUAUUUAACAAUUCAUGGGAUGACUCAUAGCCCGUUCCAUUUUCUUUUCCCUCUUUCAUUUAAAAAAAAAUGUAAGUUACAUGUAUAUUAUUAAAUAUUAUAAUUAUAGUAUAAUAAUUUCUGUGACAAACUGCUAAUGGUAUUUAACCCAUACAAGAAACCCAAAUGCAGUAAUUUGGUGUUGAUUACUUGUUUUCAUAUUUAUAUUGGUGAGUGUAAACAAAUAUUGAAUCAUAGAUACAUGUACUACAUUGGUCUAGACAUGGUAGAAGAAAGUAGAUACCUAGUCUGAAAUUUAAUCUUGAAUAUAAAAGAUUAUCAGUUUCUGAUUUAAUGAUAUCAGAAUAUUAACCAAGGAAUGAUGAAUUGCAAAGAGCUGUUCAUAACACUUUUUACCCAUGAGGUAAUUUCAAUAUUUUAAUAUUUCUUUAUCCUCACUUUCCUGGUCAAAUAUUGAAUAAAGAUUCAUAAACUUAUUAAAAGUCUGGAGACAGAAUAAACUAUGAAAAUCUGUUGAAUAACAUGACAUUUUUUAAAAGAUUAGCCUCAUUUGUAUUGGUGAGGUAUAAAUGCACUCGUACAUGUAAUUAAAAAAAUACAUACAUUUCAA
Strongylocentrotus purpuratus (purple sea urchin) is the source of this 2114-nucleotide messenger RNA. RefSeq names its product protein LLP homolog (gene llph). NCBI's taxonomy places the organism in Eukaryota, Metazoa, Echinodermata, Echinoidea, Camarodonta, Strongylocentrotidae. Gene Ontology annotation, cellular component: nucleolus. The record is from RefSeq and is a predicted model, not a curated record. The transcript is spliced from 4 exons. Gene Ontology annotation, biological process: dendrite extension. Gene Ontology annotation, molecular function: RNA binding. The coding region runs from base 115 to 624 and encodes 169 amino acids.